Papilio polytes (common Mormon) is the source of this 2457-nucleotide messenger RNA. RefSeq names its product ATP-dependent DNA helicase PIF1 (gene Pif1). Lineage: Eukaryota; Metazoa; Arthropoda; Insecta; Lepidoptera; Papilionidae. Gene Ontology annotation, biological process: telomere maintenance; DNA repair. The transcript is spliced from 3 exons. The record is from RefSeq and is a predicted model, not a curated record. Gene Ontology annotation, molecular function: ATP hydrolysis activity; DNA helicase activity. Bases 112 to 2022 code for a protein of 636 amino acids.
GUCAAAUUGUCAAAACUUCGCGCUUAUUUAUCAAUGUAUGCUGUUGUGAUAUUAGGUUAAGAGUAUCAUUAUUAUUUAAGUAUUUUCUGAAUCAUGAUGCUAUUUUAAUUAAUGAAAAUGGAUAAAGGAGAAACAUUUUUAUCGUGUGCAGUGACCGCCGAAUGGACUACACCAGAAGGUUCGAUUAUUAGAAAAGUAAAUCAUAAGACUGCUUCUUUGCGACUGAUACGAAACGAAUUUCGUGAGAUGUUCAUGGAGAUAACUACAGAUAAACAUGCCGCAAUUCGAUUAGGUUUAAAAGGUAUCAAUGUUUUUAAAAAGUUUAUGGCUGAAGGAAAAGCUAGUAUUAAGUUCCAAGAGGUUGGUUGUACAUUAUUUCUUUCAAACGCACCUCCAACGAACCUCGUUUCCUUUCUUCGAACGAUGUUUGUCAAGAUGACUGGAGAUAAGGAUAAUCAUUCAACUACUUCUAAACAAACUAUGAGAACAAAAUUACUAAGUGGUAAGGCUCAAGCUUUUGAAGAAAUUAGUCCAGUAACUGUGGCUGAUAUGCGUAAUGCUAAAAAUAAGAUCAGUAAGGCCACAGUCACAACUCCAUCGCCUCCAAGAAAGCGAAAAGCUCAGGAGGAAACUAGAGGUCCUGCACCUAAAAAAUUAUAUUCACCAUCACCUCUGUCCAGUCAGGGUACAUUAAACAGUGAACAACAGAGGGUAUUAGAAGCUUGUGUUAGUGGUAAAAACAUAUUCUUCACUGGUUCAGCUGGCACCGGCAAAAGUUAUCUAUUAAAAAGAAUUGUAACUGCUUUGCCACCCGAUGUUACAGUCGCCACUGCAUCUACAGGUGUUGCAGCUUGUCAUAUAGGUGGAACAACUCUUCAUGCUUUUGCUGGUAUAGGCGAUGGCAGUGGGUCUUUAGAAAAUCUCUGUCAGAAAGCAACUAAAUUACCACUAGUUGCUCAAAAAUGGAGAAAAUGCAAGCAUCUCAUAAUAGAUGAAAUCUCAAUGGUUGAUGGGGCAUUUUUUGAGAAACUUGAAGCAGUCGCUAGAUAUGUGAGGAAAAAUGAUAAGCCAUUUGGUGGCAUACAAUUGAUACUAUGCGGUGACUUUUUGCAACUACCUCCAGUUGUUGACAAGAGCAAAAAUGCAAAGAAAUUUUGCUUCCAAUCUCCAUGCUGGGAUAAAUGUAUUGAGCUCUGUUUUGAACUCAAGGAAAUACACAGACAGACUGAUCAAGAAUUUAUAACUAUAUUAAAUAGCAUAAGAAUAGGUCGUGUUACAAAGGAAAUUAGUGAUCGUUUGUUAGGGACGGCUAGACAAAAAAUUGAAAGUGAUGGAAUACUAGCUACAAGGUUGUGUUCACAUACUAAUGAUUCUAAAAUGAUAAACAAUUCAAAACUAAGAGAUCUCAAAGGAGAUGAGAAAAUAUUUGCUUCACAAGACAGUGAUAAUGCAACAAAUAUGUUGGACAACCAAACUAUUGCACCUUCAAAAUUAGUACUUAAAAUAGGAGCACAAGUGAUGCUUUUGAAGAACAUAAAUGUGAAUGCAGGUUUAGUUAAUGGUGCCAGAGGUGUUGUAGUCAGAUUUGAUGAAGGACUACCUGUAGUAAGAUUUAAAAAUAAAAAGGAAUAUACUGCUAAAGCAGAAAGAUGGUAUGUUAAAAACUCAAGUGGGACAUUGUUGUGUAGGCAACAGAUUCCAUUGAAUCUAGCUUGGGCUUUCUCUAUCCACAAAUCACAAGGUUUAACUUUAGAUUGUGUAGAAAUGUCUUUAUCAAAGAUUUUUGAAGCAGGACAAGCUUAUGUAGCUCUGAGUAGAGCACAAAGUCUAGAUACAUUGCGAGUGCUAGAUUUUGAUUCUAGACAUGUAUGGGCUGAUCCAAAUGUCCUGGAAUUUUACCAAAGAUUCAGGCGACGUCUACAGCACAUGGAAAUCAUACCCCUGGGCAGACCAUUGUCUGAUAAGACAAAUAAAAAAUUGAAACUUAGAGAAAUUUUACAAAAACAAAUGACUAGGAAAUAAUGAAAUAAGUAACAAUAGUUUUUAGGUCAAUUUUACUUUAAUUUGACAGCUACAAUAAAACACUAAACACGUAAAUUAUGAUAAGAGAUCCAUUUAGGUUAGUUCAUCAAAAUAAAAUCCUUAAACAAAUGUAGGUACAAUAAUUUAUUUUAAUUUCUAAAGAAAAUUUUAAAUGAAAUGACAGUUUAUAUUAUAUUAUAUCUAUGGUAUAAGGUGUUAAAAUGGCAUGUAACUGCAAUUAUUCACCAAAAUAAUUUAGUAACUGCUACCCAUUGAAAUUCUGCAUUUGCAGAUACCAUAAAGAGGUGACAGAGGGGAUGCACAGAAAGUGGCUAUUUCUCUCCACUUCCACUCUUCCUGUCCUUGUAAAUAGGGUGGAAAGGGGAAGAGGGAAAAUUGUCAAAUUAUAAUUAGAAACAUAAGUUACAACAAUAU